Molecule: messenger RNA, 778 nt
Organism: Limanda limanda (common dab)
Lineage: Eukaryota; Metazoa; Chordata; Actinopteri; Pleuronectiformes; Pleuronectidae
Product: F-box only protein 48
Exons: 3
Coding region: 83-544 (153 amino acids)
Biological process (GO): SCF-dependent proteasomal ubiquitin-dependent protein catabolic process
Cellular component (GO): SCF ubiquitin ligase complex
Molecular function (GO): protein binding
Source: RefSeq, a predicted model, not a curated record
ACAACCGUUGAGACAUUUAAACCUUCAGCUGUCAGACACCGAGGGGACAAGUCACGGUGGUUUCAGACUGUUGGACUCUAUCAUGCAGCAUGAGCCCACGAGGACGUCCUCCGUGGUCCACCUCAGUGGAAGAGGACCGUCUCUGGCGUCCACCAAGAGGACCGAGCCUCAGAACUUUGCAGAAUCUCUGCCAACGGAGAUGAGCGUGAGGAUCUUCGGCGAGCUGGACCCGGAGAGUCUGUGCAGCGCGGCGUGCGCCUGCAAACUGUGGCACCGCCUCAUCGAGGACAGCGAGCAGCUGUGGAGGACUCAGUGUCUGCUGGUCCGAGCCGUCUGCCAGAGGGAGGUGGACCGGGACCGGAGACACGGGCUGUCCUGGAAGGUGACGCUGGAGAGGAACUACACUCGCAGCUGCGUGAAGAGCGAUUGGCUGAGAGGAAGGUACAGUCACGUGAGGUCAGCGGAGGAGCUGAGCGGCAGGAGGAUGGCGCCGCUGGACGCCGAGACGUGGGGGGAGAUCCUGGAGGCGGAGCUAGACAGAUGAUGUUUCCUGAGGAGCGCACCACGAGACUCCAGGAGAUCAGAGCAGCUUCUUUGUAUAUUUUGUAUUUUUUAUCAGACAAACAGCUGGACGUGUUUUUUUUACUUUUUUAAGAAAAAGAAUCAUGUGGAAAGAGAAUGAAUCAAAUGGAACAGAAACUUAAUUUGUGAAUUGUUUCUUCUGCUGUUUCAUUGCUUUGAUGUAAAUAUGUAAUAAAUCUCAUCUUUGGGAAACUCA